AGGUGUUGCCACAACGUGUGUUCCUGCGUUUCUCCAAAAUAUCUUCCCGAAAUCCGUGGUUGGACCAGUUAACUUGUUAGAGGUUCACGGCUUUCGUCGACAACAGAUUACAACAUUUUAUCAAACAAAAUCAUCUCCCGCCUCGCGAAAUCAAGGGAAAAAUAAAAGUGCAUCAUCGAGAAUAUGGGUGGUAUGACACAGAGGCCGUGGACACCAACGAAGAGACGAGGUCCCAUCGCUGCUGAGUAUAGUAGCCCUGGUCCUGCUUGUGUAACAUUACCGCCAUUAAUCGGAAAAACCGUUCCCGACUCGAAACGAGGCAGAGCGCCUGCUUUUUCGUUUGGAAGCAGACAUGCGACGAAAAAUGACAGCCCUGGACCGGGUCCUGGUCAAUACAACGUGUCUGGGCUUAGUGCCAAAGGAAAAGAUGCUGCACCAGCAUCAUCGUUGCACGGCCGCACAAAAUCCACGAAACAGGAAGUGACACCAGCUCCUGGCGACUAUAAUCCGGAGAAGGCCGAGAAGAUUAUUCUGGAUAGCUCGCCGAAAUACUCGUUCGGUAUCAAAACGCAGACCGAGAAAAUCAGUUGUACACCUGCACCGAAUGACUAUUGCACCGAAAAGGUGACUCUUGACAAAACCCCCGAGUAUAGUUUUGGGUUGAAACAUGCACUGGAUAAAUCGAGCGAUAUACCUGCACCUGGUACUUACUGCCCAGAAAAGGUAAGACUGGACAAUGCACCGCAGUUCAGUUUCGGACUCAGGCCUCCUCUCGAGAAACCGAGCGACACCCCAGCACCUGGCACGUAUAGCCCUGAAAAAGUUAAUCUGGAUAAGGGUCCUCAAUACAGUUUCACGGGAAAGGGUCACGUAGAGAAACCUGAUGACACUCCUGCGCCAGGUACGUAUUACCCAGAAAAAGUAAAAUUGGAUGCAACGCCGCAAUUUACUUUUGGAUUGAGGACACCAAUCGAAAAAAUAAACGACACACCAGCCCCUGGUACUUACAGUCCUGAAAAAGUUAAUUUGAAUAAAAGUCCCCAAUAUAGUUUAAGCGGAAAACUUUCUUAUGACAAAGUAGACAAUACUCCAGCACCAGGAACUUAUGCACCUGAGAAAGUAAAUCUUGAUAAAGCACCAGAGUAUAGUUUUGGGAUAAGAACACCUCUUGAUAAACCAGACACUACUCCAGCACCUGGAGAUUAUUGUCCAGAAAAGAUAAACUUGAAUAAAGGUCCAGAAUAUAGUUUAACUGGUAAAGGACUUUCUGAGAAACAAAUCGAUACACCUGCACCUGGAACAUACAGUCCUGAAAAAGUAAAUUUAAGCAAAGGUCCACAAUAUAGUUUGUAUGGAAAGGGAAUUCCAGAGAAACCAAACGAUAAUCCAGCACCAGGAACAUAUAGUCCUGAGAAAGUAAAUUUGGACAAAGGUCCUCAGUUCAGUUUAUCUGGUAAAGGGUUGCCAGAAAAGCCUAAUGACAAUCCAGCACCUGGAACAUACAGUCCUGAGAAAAUCAAUUUAGAUAAAGGGCCCCAAUAUAGCUUAUCAGGAAAAGCUUCAUCAGAAAAAUCCAACGAUUACCCAGGCCCUGCUGAUUACUAUCCAGAGAAAGUAGUAAAUUUGGAACAUAAACCUUAUUUCAGUUUUGGUAAUAGAAAGACCUUGGAUAAGCCUAGGGAUACACCAGCUCCUGGCACUUAUUCUCCAGAAAAAGUAAAUUUAAAUAAAUCACCAUGUUACUCAUUUGGUUUAAAAACAUCUUACGAGAAAACUAGCGAUAUACCUGCUCCAGGAAGUUACCACCCGGAAAAGGUAAAUUUGAACAAAUCACCCCAAUAUAGUUUUGGAGUUAAGACUGAAGUACAUGAAACUGAUUCAAUACCGGGUCCAGGUGAAUACAGUCCAGAGAAAGCUAUGCUUUUAUUGGAAAAAGCAUUGCAAUUUACUUUUGGUCUUAGAACAAGUACAAAUAGACCAAAUGAUAUCCCAGCUCCAAACAUUUAUAAUAUUCCUUCUGCUCUCGGUGGAACAAAGGAAGGAAACAAAAAGACAGCACCGGCUUACUCAAUCUCGGCUAGACAGAAAGUUUCUACGGAUGAUCGCGUUUUAGUUCCUGGCCCCGGGACAUACGAAACUGUUAAACCAGAUGCAGUCAGAGUGAAAAGUCCUGCUUAUAGCAUAAGUGCUCGCUAUCAGCUGCCCGAUGAUCACUCUCAGAUUCCAGGACCUGGAGCUCAUUGUCCAGAAAAAGUAGUUCUUGACAUUCCUCCAGCACAUUCAUUUGGCAUUAGACACUCGCCAUAUAUAUGCAACCUGAAGGACGUCGUUUAUUAACAUAAGAGCCUUACGUGACUCCGCUUUCGUCGUCAUUUUACCUUGUGAGAGUAAACCACAUGCGAUUGUGAAAUACUAAUUUUUAAAUUAAGAAACGAAAUUAAUAAUCUUUUAAUUAAGUUAAGAAAGUCAACGCUUUGCUACAAUGAUUGCAAAAUAUUGUUUAAUGUGUAAUUAAAAUAAAUUGGUGCUACUAAUCGUAUUUAACAUAUUUACAUAUACCACAAAUUGUGAUAAUGACAUAUACAUGAAUAAUGAUAAUAUUAAUUAGAUGAGGUUUUUCGUAAAAUUGACAUC
This is a messenger RNA of Frieseomelitta varia, 2634 nucleotides long. RefSeq names its product mucin-1-like. Lineage: Eukaryota; Metazoa; Arthropoda; Insecta; Hymenoptera; Apidae. The transcript has 21 exons. Bases 184 to 2337 code for a protein of 717 amino acids. Gene Ontology annotation, cellular component: cytoskeleton. The record is from RefSeq and is a predicted model, not a curated record.